UGGCGGUCCUGCAGGCUGGUGAUCGACGCCAAGGAGGCGGCGGGCAGUGGAGACCUGGAGCAGGCCCUGCAGCUGUUCCAGCAGGCGGCCGCCAUCCGCCCCAGUGAGAAGCUGCGGGGCCGCAUACAACGACUGGAGGCAGCGUUGGCAGAACUGGCAGCCGCGGAGGAGGAGGAUGAUGGCAACUUUGUGGAUGUGUGCGGCAGCGGCCUGCUGCUCUACGGGGAGAUGCAUGAGAAGCUCUUCCAGCACCAGCGGGAGGGAGUUGCCUUCCUGUACCGCCUGUACCGGGAGGGUAGACCUGGAGGGAUCCUGGCUGAUGAUAUGGGCCUGGGGAAGACCAUCCAGAUCAUCGCCUUUCUCUCAGGUAUGUUUGACAGCGAGCUCAUCCGGCACGUCCUGCUCAUCGUGCCCACCACCCUGAUCAGCAGCUGGCUGGCUGAGUUUGCUCGCUGGACCCCUGGUCUGCGUGUCAAGGAGUUCCAUGGCACGAGCAAGAUAGAGCGCACCAGAAACCUGGAGAAGAUCCAGAGGAAGAAUGGCAUUGUCAUCACAAGCUACCAGAUGCUCAUUAACAACUGGAAGCAACUUGCCAGCUGCCACGGGCAGGACUUUAUCUGGGACUACAUCAUCCUUGACGAAGCACACAAAAUCAAGUGCCCGUCUAACAAAACAACAAAGUGUGUGUAUGCGAUUCCUGCCAAGCAUCGUCUCCUCCUCACAGGCACGCCACUGCAGAACAACCUGCAGGAAAUGUGGUCCUUGUUUGACUUUGCAUGCCAGGGCUCUCUCUUAGGAACGGCCAAAACGUUUAGAAUGGAGUACGAGAAUCCUAUUACUAGGGCCAGAGAGAAGGAUGCAACUGUAGGUGAGAAAGCACUGGGACUUAAGAUAUCUGAGAACCUAAUGACAAUUAUAAAGCCGUAUUUCCUCAGAAGGACUAAAGAUGAUAUAAAAAAAAAUCACACUGAGAAAUCAGACACUCCUCUUCCUGAGGAUCCACAUGAGCCUAGUGCCCCUGUCAUGCCAUCUCUUACUAGGAAAAAUGACUUUGUUGUGUGGGUGUACUUGGCACCAGUGCAGGAAAAAAUCUAUAGGAACUUUCUCUGUCUAGAUCACGUGAAAGAAUUGCUGACAACAACCCGAUCACCUUUGGCUGAGCUGACCGUCUUGAAGAAGCUGUGUGACCACCCCAGGCUUCUGUCUGCAAGAGCAUGUACCCAGCUGGACUUAGAUGGACAGGAGUACUUGGAGCAGGAUCACGGGAGUGAAGCAGCUGUGCUUUCCGGUGCCAACAAAAUAGAUCAUCUGUCUGAUGAGAGCCUGAUCCAGGAGUCUGGGAAAAUGCUAUUUCUUUUAGGACUCUUAGAGAGACUGCGGGAGGAGGGGCACCGAACACUCGUGUUCUCACAGUCGAGGAAAAUGCUGGAUAUCAUCGAGCGAGUUUUGUCUAGCAGACGAUUUAAGAUCAUGCGUAUUGAUGGAACAGUGACCCACCUAACAGAACGGGAGAAGCGCAUCAAUGCCUUCCAGAGUAACAAAGACUACUCUGUGUUUUUGCUGACGACACAGGUUGGUGGCGUUGGUAUAACCUUAACAGCAGCCAACCGAGUGGUGAUCUUUGAUCCCAGCUGGAAUCCUGCUACAGAUGCUCAGGCUGUAGAUAGAGCUUAUAGGAUUGGGCAGAAAGAGAAUGUGGUGAUUUACAGGCUGAUUACCUGCGGUACAGUGGAAGAGAAAAUAUAUAGGCGGCAAGUAUUUAAGGAUUCAUUAAUAAGACAGACUACAGGUGACAAAAAGAACCCAUUUAGGUAUUUCUCCAAACAGGAACUAAGGGAGCUUUUCACAUUAGAAGAUACACGAACAUCCACAACUCAGAUCCAGCUGCAGUCUUUGCAUGCCACCCAAAGACAGACUGAUGUGCAGCUGGAUGAGCACAUUGCUUAUUUGCACUCUCUGGAAAUGUUUGGCAUAUCCGAUCACGACUUAAUAUUUACAAGGGAAGUGACCCACGAGGAGCAGGCUGAGAGUGAGGAAGCCCAUCAGUACAUCCAACAGAGGGUACAGAAGGCCCAUGAGCUGGUUCAGUUAGAGUCUCAGCUUAGAGAUGUGAGGAUGGAAGAGAUCCGAAAUGCCGCUGAGGAGACGUGGUCAAGACCACCAGAACUGGCUUCCCAGUCAAAGAAGAGAUCUCCUGGGUUGAACAAUAUCACUAACUUUGUUUCACCACCAGCAGCUGAUAAAUGUGAAAAUGACAAAGUUAUUGAUCUUACAGAGGACAUGGAAGUCCAGGUUCUUGAUGUCAGCUCUAAGAUGACAAAUCUGACUAUUGAGUUAGGUGAAGAGAAACUGGCACAAGAGACAUCUGGUAUGGAUUUAGAGCUGCUUACUAGCAGCGAGAAAGGGGAACAGCCCAAUAUACAAGAAUCUGAACAAAAUCUGGACUUGAACAGUAUACCACUAUCACCUGGACUUAGUCCACUUGAUAAAGAGACUCAAAUUCUUAAACAGAAACGAUGUUCUCUUUAUCAUGUAAAUUCAGAUAGCUUGACUGAGGCUGGGAACGGCCCAUCUGAGCCUUCUCAGCAUUCUUGUAACCAAUCUGUCAUGGCUGAUGAUCUCAAAAGGUUACAAGAUACAGAAAUGGCAGAUCGGGUACUUGACUCAUUUGCUGUCUCAGAGACAGAGAAGAAUGAUGUUUCUGAGCUAGCUUUGUCUGCCUCACCACCAGAUUUAUCAGAUGUUUUACCAGAAGUCCAUGCUGAGGUCCAGAAGUAUCACGUGCUGGAAACCAGUUCGGAGGGUAUGUCUGUGCCUUCUCUCCAGGAUCAAGUUGACUUCAAUCUGGUCCUGGAAGAGUCUGAAGGUGGACUGCAGGAUGCCUCAAAUGGGGAGAGAUCAAUGGAGCACCCAGAAGAUGAGGACUUCCAACUAAAAGCAGAAAGUCUGUAUAAAUCACCAGCAAAAACUUGCUUAAGUGAGAAUGGCAACUCUGGAAACCCCUGCCACACAGCUGAAGAAGAUCCAAAUAAUUCUUUGCAAGGGAGUGAAGCAUCAGAGGAAGGCAGCGCCGUCCUCGUUUCAGGUAGAAAGAAGCACAUGAGAAGAAUUGUUUCAGAUAGUGAGGAUGAGGACCAUUCUGUUAUAAGCCUGGAGAAAGAGCAGUUUGAUAAAAGGUCCUCUCCCCUGAACAGCCCUCUGCAUCAGUUUAUAGAAGGAAUUAGUGCAUCUACACCUAAGAAUGACAGAAGUAUAGCAAAAGCCAUCUUUUCUCCCAAAUUAACUAACAGCAGUAACAGGUCUACAGCUUCCAGGAGAUCUCUCAUCAACAAGGUGGUGGAUGAGGUUGAGGAUAUUGGUGAAAUCAUGGGAACCACAGAUGAAGAAGAAAACAGCCAUGAGGAACAAGAAGGCUUUGCAGAAGAAGAAGCAGAAGAGUGUAGUGGGGAGUCUGCUGAGCCUGAAGAAGAACCUGCUGGAGAAACACUUAAUUCAACUGGAGAGUCCUUCCAUACAGAGGGUACGCAGUCUGAAGGAGGUGAGACAGAGUCAUCUCAGGAGGAAUCCACUGGUGAUGCAGAGCUUCAGUCAGAUGAGCAGCUGGAGUACUGCACCCAGGAAAGCUUCUCUACUGGUCAGAGUUUCUCCCCCCCUUCAGGUAAUUACAGUACCUUGGUGGACAGAGGGAAGAAUCUGAAGGACAGUGGAAAACUACAAGAGGCACUGAACUGUUUCCUGCAAGCUCUUGACAUAAAAAGUGGAGAUCCUGAAAUUAUGCUUAUGACUCUAAACUUGUAUAGACAGCUAGCCCAGAAAUGAAACGUAAGCCUUUGAACAGUCUUAUGAAAUAUGCAUUCCUUUGUUAAGUAGUUUAACUCUUUUCACAGAAUAUUUGUCUGAACUACAGUGAUUAUUAUUCUUAUUUUUUUUAAACUUAAGACUGAUGGCUGCAAUUUAUAUUUCUUUCAUGUUAUGAAACUUUCAGUCGUGCUUAGUGAGCAAAUCCAGCAACUCCUCCUGUUGUGUAAGAAACUGUCACAUUUUAGGUGCUGGGAGAGAGAUUUCACCGUGGACUCAGUUCACUAAAUGAAAUAAGUUCAUGUUCCUGUUCACUUAAUUAAAAUACAUAUCUUUAUACACAAA
Molecule: messenger RNA, 4143 nt
Organism: Meleagris gallopavo (turkey)
Lineage: Eukaryota; Metazoa; Chordata; Aves; Galliformes; Phasianidae
Source: RefSeq, a predicted model, not a curated record